AUGGCGUCGGGAGCCGAACGCGCCGCCCUGCUCGGGGUGUCGACGUCGAGAGCGGAGUUGGAGGGAUCGCGCGACGGUGGCGAGCGGAGCGCGUCGACGAGCGGAGCGCGACGAGGAUAUUCGUACGGGCUUCCGAGCGCUCGGACGGUCGUGGGUGCGUUAUCUUUGGUCGCGGUAACGGUGGCGGUGGCGAUUGGGUGCGUGAGAGCGGGUGAGAGCAGGGCGAAUCAGACGCGUCUCGCGGCGCUAGGGGCAAAGUCGCACACGUCGCACAAGUCGGGAAAGACGGCGAAAGCUGGGACUAGUUACCCAUCGUCGUCGUACCCCAGCGACGAUUCGUCGUAUCCCAGCGAUAGCAGUGACGGUUACCCAGACAUGGCGACGCCUUCAGCGUAUCCCAGCGAUAGCAGCAAUUCAAACACGCGCGCCCUCAAGGUGCAGCCGAUCGGGCACACGAUUUGGCUUGGUUCAGAGCUUCCGAACGUGAAGCGGGCGUUUCUGAACCAGAAUAAGAAGAUUUUGCACAAGGCUGGAUGGAAGAUUAAGCUUUGGCGCAGCGCGGACAUAUCCGCGGCGAAUUUCCCUUACACGUAUCACACGAUAAAGCGAGCGCUCAAGUACAACUUGCACUCACACCAAAACGUGUUUUCGAUGAUUGGGGAUCUCAUGAAGUUCGAGAUUCUGUAUCAUCACGGCGGUCUGUACAUGGAUACGAAUAUUGAGCUCUUGCGGGAUCCAACGGAUUUGUUUUCCGUCACGGCGACGCUCGGCAAGGAGGUGUUCUUAGUUGCGGAUCCAGGAGGAGAUAAGCGUUUCGCGUCGGCAGGCUUCAUGGGUGCGCUGGAUAAGCACUCGGCGUUGUUCGCUUCAUUGAUUACAAACAAGGAGUACCUCGAUGCGAUUCCAUUCGAGGAGCACUGCAUCGCGAACGCGUGGACGGGGCCGAUGUACUUGACGCUCAAGCUACUCCACUUCGACAAUGCCGUCAUUUUGGAUCGUGACACCGCAUAUCCACUCCUGUGUGGUCAGGAUGAGCGCGACAUGUGCUUAGAACAGGUUGAUCACGAAGUCUUGCUUGGUGAUCGUGUGUCGAAGAAGGGCUCAAAGCUCAUCGUCGACAAGCACGACAAAGAAAAGAUUUGGCGCAUCAAAGUCCCGUGCAAGGAAAUUCGCAAGCUGUAUCCAGACGCCACGGCGCUGGAUCACUUCACCCUUGGUAAAUCGUGGACUGGAUGUGAUCCGGAAGCGAAGACGAAGCGAUUAGUCGACUGGACGUUGAAUUACGUCCAUGACCCGUCGUCUUUCAUCUUUGACUUCAUUCUGGAUCAAGUGCGUUGGUCAGAGGCUGACAACGUUGACAUCAUGACAGAGAAGCUCGUGAAUCGUCGAAUGAGUUUGCUAGGUACGGAGGAUGUCUCCGCUCAGCUCGUUGUUUUAGCUAACACGGCGCGAUCUGGAUCGCAGCUCAUGUCCGAGCUCCUUCGUCAAGCGUUCAACGCAGACGAAGACACGGUUGUGUGGGAGGAUAGUUCAGGUUUCCACUCCGACAUUCCGCUCUACAACAGAUUCUUGGAUAUCGGGGAUCUUUGGUCUGAGCGCGCGUUGGAGAUGGACUGGGUGACGAAGGAUAUGAAGCCACGAAUAUUAUCGCUGGGAGUCGACGAGGAUGUCUUCAACAACUUGGUGAAUCACCCCCGUACGUUUCUUGAUCAGCUCCUGCUCGGUGCGGCGAGGCACGGUUACCGUUACGUCAUGACGAGAAUUGGUUGGAACAACGCGCUCGGAGGUGCUCGAGCCACAAGACGUAUCGCACGAACGGUCUUGGAUGAGUUUCCCCAGGCGAACAUCUUCUUCCUUGAGCGAGCAAACAUUCUAGCACAGUACGCUUCAUUGGAGGCGGCGGAGCAAACGGGUAUGUGGAUGAAGUUUGCCGAUCCCUUGAAGCCUGAAUCGAAGGAUCAACCCGCGCCAACGCCAGUGGUAUUUGACUUUGAAAAGUUCAAGAUCACGUUUCAGGAGAGGCACGAUUGGAUCGAGUUCUUCAUGAACGAGAUGCGAGCGCGCAGGCGGCAAUACGUGCACCUGGUGUACGAGGAGCACUUGGCGACGGCUACUCGACAAGUCCAGACACUGAAGAGAAUCAAGGAAGCGUAUGGGUGGGACAUUGACGUAAAUCCAACAUACUUGCGAAACUCGCUCCACUUGGUGCCAACGCAAGAAGUGGAGCUGAGGGAGAGAUUCGUCAAUCCGGAGGCUAUCCCAGAGCUUCUCGUACAAGCCUUCCCGCUGAACGAGCUCGUCUAA
Molecule: messenger RNA, 2304 nt
Organism: Ostreococcus tauri
Lineage: Eukaryota; Viridiplantae; Chlorophyta; Mamiellophyceae; Mamiellales; Bathycoccaceae
Product: Glycosyltransferase, DXD sugar-binding motif
Exons: 1
Coding region: 1-2304 (767 amino acids)
Source: RefSeq, a predicted model, not a curated record